AUGGAUAUAGACGCCGUUCUGGAGGGUGGCUUAAUGGAUAUAGACGCCGUUCAGGAGGAUGGGUUAAUGGAUAUAGGCGCCGUUCAGGAGUGUGGUUUCAUGGAUAUAGGCGCCGUUCAGGAGGGUGGUUCAGUUGAUAUAGGCGCCGUUCAGGAGGGUGGUUCAGUUGAUAUAGGCGCCGUUCAGGAAGGUGGUUUCAUGGAUAUCGGCGACGUUCAGGAGGGUGGUUUCAUGGAUAUAGGCGCCGUUCAGGACGGUGGUUUCAUGGAUAUAGGUGACGUUCAGGAGGGUGGAUUAAUGGAUAUAGGCGCCGUUCAGGAAGGUAGUUUAAUGGAUAUAGGCGCCGUUCGGGAGGGAGGUUCAAUGGAUAUAGGCGUCGUUCGGGAAAGUGGUUUACUUGAUAUACGCGUCGUUCAGGAGUGUGGUUCAGUUGAUAUACGCGCCUUUCAGGAGGGUGGUUUAGUUGAUAUAGGCGCCGUUCAGGAUGAUGGUUUAUUUGAUAUACGCGCCUUUCAGGAGGCUGGUUUUGGUUGA
Molecule: messenger RNA, 534 nt
Organism: Acanthosepion pharaonis
Lineage: Eukaryota; Metazoa; Mollusca; Cephalopoda; Sepiida; Sepiidae
Source: the annotation of a GenBank genome assembly